Caenorhabditis briggsae is the source of this 579-nucleotide messenger RNA. The record is from RefSeq and is a predicted model, not a curated record. The transcript has 4 exons. NCBI's taxonomy places the organism in Eukaryota, Metazoa, Nematoda, Chromadorea, Rhabditida, Rhabditidae. Gene Ontology annotation, cellular component: U2-type spliceosomal complex; U2 snRNP. Bases 1 to 579 code for a protein of 192 amino acids. Gene Ontology annotation, molecular function: RNA binding.
AUGUCCGAUUUCGUGCCGGAAACCGAGGAAAAUGAGGAGGAAACAAAACCAGAGCCAAACAAGCCAGUUGUGGUAGAUCAAAAUUUCGCGCGCCGCUUUUUGAACAAUAAAUGGUAUGGGAAGUAUGGAGAGGAUGGCGCGCUUUUGGAGCAUUUAAACGAUGAUUGGGUGCCUGUGGCGGAGGAUGAGCAAGAGUUUUUGAGCCAAUUAUGGUUCGAGCAGGAGGAGCAGGAGAAAAAUGCUCACAAACACUACGAUUGGGACGAGGAGAAGAAGGAGUGGGUGCCGAAACCGACGAGUUCUGAAGAGGUCAACGAGGACUUUAUAGCAGAAUAUCAGGCGAAUUACGGUGUUCAAUAUGAUGAUAUCUACAAAAAAAUGGACGAAGAGCUGCACGAGAAAGCGGCAAAAGCGCAAAAAGAGGUCGAGGAGAAAAAGGAGCAAAAGAAGCGAAAAAAGCAAGGAUUGCCAACGGAAGAAGCGAAAAAAGAGGGUUGGAUCGAUUUGGGUGAUAAGGUUCAUGCGGUUUAUGUCUCGAAUUUACCAUCCAAUAUUACCGAUGAUGAGUUCCAAGGUUAG